Molecule: messenger RNA, 4296 nt
Organism: Phyllopteryx taeniolatus (common seadragon)
Lineage: Eukaryota; Metazoa; Chordata; Actinopteri; Syngnathiformes; Syngnathidae
Gene: fgfr4
Product: fibroblast growth factor receptor 4
Exons: 21
Coding region: 654-3509 (951 amino acids)
Biological process (GO): cell surface receptor protein tyrosine kinase signaling pathway; positive regulation of kinase activity; protein phosphorylation
Cellular component (GO): signaling receptor complex
Molecular function (GO): fibroblast growth factor receptor activity; fibroblast growth factor binding; ATP binding
Source: RefSeq, a predicted model, not a curated record
GUGGGAGACCUCCGCGCGGAUAAAGCCUGACAGAAUUGGAGGGAGAGGAGGAGAAGCAAGGACGCUGCGUAAAAAGACGCGCCGGCUCAGACUACCCGUCCAAAAAAAAAAAAAAAAAAAAAAAAAGGCGCCGAAGCCAAGACGGGACUCACGCGGGCUAUAGCGCUCCUUAAGCGGAUAAACUGUCGCGCCGGUGGUCGGGGAGAGGACCACCUUCCCCUUGUGUGCCCCUCCAUGGAUGUACUUUGAGUGGUUGUCCUCGCACCAGGGGCCGGGCAGCUGUCGCCACUCGAGGAAGGGAGGGGGGCGGGGGGUGUUGGGCCGGGGGCCUGACUGUGGAUGGUGGUUCUGAUGGAUUUAGAAGCCUGCGGAUACGCAAGAGCCCACUUAAGAAACGUGAUUUGGUAUUUCUUUUAAAGUGGCACCAAGUGGACUACGUGAUCCAAAUGAGGAUUUCGAUAUAUCAAGCGCUGGGAUAAGGAGUGAUUGCACCUCCACAAAAAAAAAAAAAAAAAAAAAAAUCAACAACAACAACAACAACAACUGUGAGGAGACAAGAGGAUCCAGAUUUGAGGACCGGCGGCGUUGCCGAUGCCAGGAGCCAGCGUGUGAGGCCGAAUCCGGGCUUCCUGCGUUGACAUCGCAGCCUUUGAAUGAGCCUCGAGAAGAUCAGGAUGGUGAGGGUCUGCGCGCUGUGCCUGCUCCUGCUCUGCUGUUCCAACCGACUCUCAGCCAGAUCCCACGACAGAGCGGGAAGAACGAAAGAUAUUCGAAUGCCAAGGCCUCUGAUCAUGCCAGGUUACCCAGAAAACAUCACAGCAACAGUGACCGGUCAGGCGAAGCUGCUGUGUAAAGUUCACCGGCCGGCGUCCACCAAGGUGCAGUGGUUAAAGGUGGAGCUCGGGGGGGCAGGCCGGGGCCCCGGAGGACCACCACGCCUCAGACCCCUCACGCCCCUGCGGAGCAACGCGUCCAAGGUGAACACACUGCAUCUGUCCAACAUCAGCAUGGAGGAUGCCGGCGAGUACAUCUGCAUGGCCGAGAACAAGCAUGGCGGGAAAACCGUGCAAGCCAUGCAGUCGGCGUGGCUAGAUGUCCUUCCGGGUACCAUUAUUUCCAAAACGGUGGACUUGACAAAAACAGCGAUCCCACAAGAUAUUCUUGGGGACCUGAGUGAGGAGACCACGGAGCAUGUCCUCCUCGAGCCAGGCAAUGUCCUAAAACUGCGCUGUGACAUGACCACUCGGCCAGGCAUGGCGGUCAAUUGGUAUAAAGAGGGAACUCGGCUGGCGCCCACGCCCCGAAUCCAGAUCCGUGGCACUGUCAUGGAGAUCGCCGACGUCACAUACGAGGACUCGGGAGUUUAUGUGUGCGCCCUCCGCGGUACCCGAGGACCCGUGAGGAACUUCACUGUCACUGUGACCGAGUCGUCGGGCUCAGGGGAUGACGAUGAGGACAACGGCUUGGAAGACUCAUCUGAGGUUGAAAAUGAUCACGUUUAUCUUUCAAGAGGUCCCUAUUGGACCCACACUCAGCGUAUGGAGAAGAACCUGUAUGCUGUCCCGGCAGGCAACACAGUGAAGUUUCGUUGCCCGGCCAUGGGGAGCCCCAUGCCCAGUAUUCGUUGGCUCAAAAAUGGAAGGGAGUUUCGAGGCGAGCACCGUAUUGGGGGCAUCAAGCUGAGGCAUCAACAUUGGAGCCUGGUGAUGGAGAGCGUUGUGCCUUCAGACAGAGGAAAUUACACCUGCAUGGUGGAAAAUAAAUAUGGUUCCAUUUCUCACAGCUAUGUUCUUGAUGUCCUGGAGCGCUCCCCCCAUAGGCCCAUCCUGCAGGCAGGUCUACCGGCCAACACCACAGCAGUAGUGGGCAGCGAUGUCCAGUUCCACUGUAAAGUCUACAGUGACGCGCAGCCACACAUCCAGUGGCUCAAACACAUCGAGAGAAACGGCAGCCGAUACGGUCCUGACGGGACGCCCUACGUCCAGGUUCUCAAGACUGGCAGUCUGAACAUGUCCGAGGUGGAGGUGCUCUACUUGUCUAAAAUCACCAUGGAUGAUGCAGGAGAGUACACAUGUCUGGCUGGAAAUUCAAUUGGUUUUGCCUACCAGUCGGCCUGGCUCACCGUCCUUUCGGAGGAACAAGCUGCAGACUCCAUGGACACCAUCGAGACCAAGUACACUGAUAUCAUCAUCUACGCUUGUGGCUUCCUGGCUCUGAUCAUGGCCAUCGUCAUCGUGGUUUUGUGUCGGAUGCAAGUCCACCCCAGACGGGAACAGUUUGAUGCCCUACCGGUCCAGAAGCUUUCCAAGUUCCCGCUGCGAAGACAGUACUCGGUGGACUCAAACUCAUCAGGGAAGUCCAGUGCGUCUCUGAUGAGGGUGGCUCGCCUUUCAUCCAGCUGCUCUCCCAUGCUGGCCGGAGUGAUGGAGUUUGAAUUACCAUAUGACCCUGACUGGGAGUUCCCCAGGGACAACUUGACACUGGGGAAACCUCUGGGGGAAGGAUGCUUUGGCCAAGUGGUUAGAGCUGAGGCCUAUGGCAUCAACAAGGACUCACCAGACCAGGCCACCACUGUAGCGGUGAAGAUGCUCAAAGACGAUGCCACCGACAAAGAUCUCGCAGACCUCAUCUCCGAGAUGGAACUGAUGAAGGUGAUGGACAAACACAAGAACAUCAUCAACCUGCUUGGAGUCUGCACUCAAGACGGACCUCUGUAUGUACUAGUGGAGUACGCCUCAAAAGGCAGUCUGCGGGAGUACCUGCGAGCACGAAGGCCUCCGGGCAUGGACUACACCUUCGACGUGACCAAGGUGCCCGAGGAGCAGCUCACCUUCAAGGACUUGCUUUCUUGCGCCUACCAGGUGGCCCGAGGGAUGGAGUACCUGGCCUCCAAACGGUGCAUCCACCGAGAUUUGGCGGCCAGGAACGUCCUGGUGACGGAGGACAACGUGAUGAAGAUCGCCGACUUCGGCCUGGCUCGGGGCGUCCACCAGAUCGACUACUACAAGAAGACCACCAAUGGACGCCUGCCAGUGAAGUGGAUGGCACCCGAGGCCUUGUUCGACCGGGUAUACACGCACCAGAGCGACGUGUGGUCGUUCGGCGUGCUCAUGUGGGAGAUCUUCACCCUAGGGGGCUCGCCGUACCCCGGUAUUCCUGUCGAGGAGCUCUUCAAGCUGCUGAAGGAAGGACACCGCAUGGACAAGCCCUCCAACUGCACCCACGAACUCUAUAUGAUGAUGCGCGAGUGUUGGCAUGCUGUUCCCACCCAGAGGCCCACCUUCAAACAGCUUGUGGAAGAACUGGACAGAGUACUGCUGUCCAUCUCUGAUGAGUACUUGGACCUGUCGACGCCGUUCGAGCAGUACUCGCCGUCGUGCGAGGACACGUCCAGCUCCUGCUCCUCGGACAACGACUCUGUUUUCACCCACGAUGCCCUGUCCACCGAACCGUGCCUGCUGGGCUACCAGGAUGCGCGACCCCACGGGGACCCCAAGACGCCGCUCUGAUAAGACCCCAAUGCCGGUCGGUGGCCAAAAAUGGACAUCCCCCCCCCCCCCCCUCCCCAAACACGCUUACACGUAUGGAGCACUGAGGACAUGUUGUACUUUGGACACCAGCAGCUGGGACGUUUUCGUAAACCGCGGCACUAAAACCCACUCGAAGACACGCCAGAAGGAGCCCGAAAGGGUGAAAAUGUUAUUUUUAAAGACAUUUUAUUUUAACAAGGAAAAAAAUAUAUAGAUUUAUUUUGCUAUGUUAAAAAAGAAGCGAUUGUUAAUUAUAAAUCUCUCUAUAUAAGAUUAUUUUACUUUUGUGUUGCUUAUUUAAAAAAACAAAAAAAAAGUCUUAAAUCUCAGGAUCUCUUGUGCUUAAAAGAAAAAGAAGAAAAAGUUGGAAGUGCCUGAAUUUAUGAUUUCCUGUGAAUAUAUUAGAAUAAUAAAAUAUUGUAUGUAUAUAUCAUCAAGUGGUAAUGCAAAUACAAUUGCCUUUAUAAAUUAUUUUGUAUGACACUAAAUGGCGUGACGCCUCAAAUGUUUGGACCAAAAUCUCCAGGCCUCAUUUAUUUUAUUUUUAAUAUUUUUUAAUACAAUUUUAAUUGUUGUUUACUUUUUAACAGCAUUAUUAUGAUUUGAUUUGUUUUACAAAUAAUAUUUUUAAUUGGAUUUUCUAAGGACUUUUUAAAGGCAUUUUUUUCAAUAAAUAGCAUUUCUUUAAUUUUUUCGAAAUACCAUUUAAUUGUAGUUUUCUUUAUUUUUUUUUUAAUAAAUAGCAUUUGAGAACAAUUUGAACAAG